CUCCUGCUCCGAAGGAGAAGGCGCGCGGAGCACCGGGCAUUACUUUAGCGCCCCAGGACUCUAAGAGGCUCAGUGGCAUCUGCGCCUCUUAGAGCUUCCAGCUGUGGGGAUCGGUUGUCCCCCAGUUCUUCACGGGAAUUGUGCCAGACUCUGUCGGUGUGUGGGUGGGAAGCAGCGGGACCAAGGCUGGUCCUCUCGGCCCUCGCAUCCCAGCAGGGUUAGCUGUGGACAGCGCACUCUUCUGUGGCGAGCCCUCACCAGACACUUCUCGGAAAUGGAGCAGUCACAGUGUGGCAGUAGAGACCGAACCGGCAGCGGCCCACCCCACCUGGCCCCGGGGCUGGUGGCAGCGGCCCCUCCGCCCCCGUCUCCAGUGUUACCGGUACCCCCGGGGAUACCUGUUCCUCCAACUUUCCUGCGCCCGUCCAGCCUCUUUCUGCGGGCAGCCGCAGCCGCCACCGCGGGAAGCGGAGGCUGCCCGCCGCCUGCCGGAGUGGAAAGGGGGGUGGGCGCCGUGGCCGGCUACCCACGGACACCCAAGUGCGCCCGUUGUCGCAACCACGGAGUCGUGUCAGCCCUCAAGGGCCACAAGCGCUUCUGCCGCUGGCGGGACUGCGCGUGUGCCAAGUGCACCCUGAUCGCUGAGCGCCAGCGCGUCAUGGCAGCACAGGUGGCGCUGCGCAGGCAGCAGGCCCAGGAGGAGAGCGAAGCCCGGGCGCUGCAGAGGCUUCUGUACCCUGGACCCUCAGGGCCCGGGGGUCGAUCAUCCGGAGGAGGCAGCAGCAGAACGGAGAAUCCCCAGACCACAGCAAGCGGCCCUGCGACGGCGAGUGCACUGGGACUGAGUGCCUCGAGACAGGCUAGUGGUCUGGCAACUCCUGCUUUUGAGAUUUUCCAGCCAGAUUAUACAGAGGAAAAACAAGGACAAAAAGAGAGUAAAUGUGACUCAUGCCAGAGUGGACAAGAAGAACUGGUGUCUAAAUCCCAUCAAUUUACCCCGAGAUCAUCUCCUAAGUCUAAUGAUGUCACUGGAAAACAAAACGUCAGGUCAUCUAUUUCAGAAAACCCAAACAAGGAUGAUAGCAUGCAGUCUCCUCAUCCUGGAGAGCAGUCAGGAGGUGAAGAGAGUCCCAGGUCCCUGUCAUCCUCUGAUUUGGAAUCAGGAAAUGAAAGUGAGUGGGCCAAAGACUUCACUGAUACCACAGUCAGCCUUCCCACUGUGUCCUCUAGACCAAGAGACCCUCUUGAUAUCCUUACCAAGAUUUUCCCAAGUUACAGACGCAGCCGUCUAGAAGGCAUUCUGCAGUUCUGCAAAGGGGAUGUGGUCCAAGCCAUUGAACAGGUCCUAAAUGGGAAAGAACACAAAGCAGACACCAGGGACCUAGCAAGCUCAGGAGCAUUGGAAAAUACAGCUUUUCAGAGAGCUUCGAAUUUAAGUUUAGCAGGAAUUGGUUUUGGAACUCUAGGAAAUAAAUCAGCUUUCUCUCCCCUUCACAGUACUUCUGCUUCUUAUGGAGGUGAUUCAAGUCUCUACAGCUUAAAUCCUAGACUAGGUAUCAGUCCAUUACGGCUGGCAUAUUCCUCUCCAGGAAGAGGGCUGUCUGGUUUCAUGUCUCCCUACCUAACUCCUGGGUUGGCACCAGCAUUGCCUUUUCGGCCAGCUUUGGAUUAUGCCUUUUCAGGGAUGAUUAGGGAUUCUUCUUACCUUCCCAUCAAAGAUUCAGCAACUGGUGGCAGACUGUAUUCAAGGCCAAAUCAGAACAACAUGUAAUGCGUCUGCCUACCUCCCGUUCUGGAAUAUUUCUAGAAGCAUGCAAUAUAACCCUCACACCCACAC
Balaenoptera musculus (blue whale) is the source of this 1837-nucleotide messenger RNA. It is a transcript of the gene DMRTA1, whose product is annotated as DMRT like family A1. Gene Ontology annotation, molecular function: protein binding; DNA-binding transcription factor activity, RNA polymerase II-specific; RNA polymerase II cis-regulatory region sequence-specific DNA binding. The transcript is spliced from 2 exons. NCBI's taxonomy places the organism in Eukaryota, Metazoa, Chordata, Mammalia, Artiodactyla, Balaenopteridae. The record is from RefSeq and is a predicted model, not a curated record. Gene Ontology annotation, biological process: regulation of transcription by RNA polymerase II; sex differentiation. The coding region runs from base 275 to 1771 and encodes 498 amino acids. Gene Ontology annotation, cellular component: nucleus.